AUGAAAACCGGAUCCAAUUUACUCUCAUAUAUCAUUGGAGAGAAAAUCGGUGUAGGCGCUUUCGGAGAGAUAUACUCAGCUAUCGACGAUAGAACCGGAAUUCUUUAUGCAAUUAAAACAGAAACUAGCGAUGCUGUUAAAAAAACACUCGCUUUCGAGUUCCAAAUUAUAGCUCAGAUACAGUCUUCCCCUCAUUUUCCGCGCUUAGGAGUUUUUGGACAUGGUCACGGAUUUUCUUUCUUUUCCAUGGAACUUCUUGGCCCAUCGUUAUCAGGAAUAAUUAAAAGAUUACCCGAGCAUCGCCUUUCUCUAUCUACAGCAGUACGCUCAUCUUUACAUAUUCUGAAAUGCAUUGAAUCCCUCCAUAUUUUCGGAAUUGUGCAUCGAGAUAUCAAGCCAUCGAACAUACUUACACGAGAAGGAACAGAUUAUCCACUUUGUCUGAUAGAUUUCGGACUUUCUAGAGUUUAUAUUGAUUCUUCGAACGGCCAGCAUUUACCACCUAGACCGCAUGUUGGCUUUCGUGGAACUAAACCUUACGCAUCGAUUCAUGCCCAUAAAGGCCAUGAUUUAUCGAGAAGAGAUGAUUUAAUUUCAUGGUUUUAUCUUGCAACUGAACUCAUUGCUGGAUAUCUUCCAUGGAGAUCAGUUACAGAUAAAGGUGUCAUAAUGGCGCUCAAACAAAAGUUUCAAGUCAAAGAAAUUUUAAGCCCAAUCGCUCCAGAAUUACUCGAAGUUUGGGAUCACAUAACAUCAUUAGAUUUCUAUGCUGCUCCGAAUUACCAUAUGAUUUUCGAACGUUUAGAACAAAUUUUGAAAAGAAUUAAGGCUCACAUGGACGAUCCAUUUGAAUGGGCCGGACUUUUACACGAAGCCAGAAAAAUCGUUACAAAACCGCUUGAAAAUUUGAUCGGUGGUCCCGAAAUGAACCAUGUACAGUAUAUAGAGACAGUUAGUGACAACAUAAACGAAAGACUGCUUGGACCAUACAUAACUGCUAACCCUCCAUUCAGUCAGUGCUCUGAAUCUUCUGAUGCAUGUUGCUGA
Molecule: messenger RNA, 1047 nt
Organism: Trichomonas vaginalis G3
Lineage: Eukaryota; Parabasalia; Trichomonadida; Trichomonadidae
Product: protein kinase protein
Exons: 1
Coding region: 1-1047 (348 amino acids)
Biological process (GO): endocytosis; peptidyl-serine phosphorylation; signal transduction
Cellular component (GO): cytoplasm; nucleus
Molecular function (GO): ATP binding; protein serine/threonine kinase activity
Source: RefSeq, a predicted model, not a curated record